UGAUGAAUUGAAAGAGAGAGGGAAAGGUACCAGCCACUCUCCUCUAACCUAUCUCACCAACUCACGUCUAGAAGCACCAAUAUCAGUAAUCGCUUUUUCUUUUCAGUCAAAAGCCUAUAAAAAUAAUCUCUGAGGGCCGGCCACCCUUAUUGUUCAACCAUCAUCCAUGGGAAGGUCUCCCUGUUGUGAGAAAGCACACACAAACAAAGGUGCAUGGACCAAAGAAGAAGACGAUCGCCUCAUAGCUUACAUCAGAGCUCACGGUGAAGGCUGCUGGCGCUCUCUCCCCAAAGCCGCCGGCCUUCUCCGCUGCGGCAAGAGCUGCCGUCUCCGCUGGAUCAACUACCUCCGCCCUGACCUCAAACGCGGCAAUUUCACGGAAGAAGAAGACGACCUCAUCAUCAAACUCCACAGCCUCCUAGGGAACAAGUGGUCUCUCAUAGCCGGAAGAUUGCCGGGGAGAACGGACAAUGAGAUAAAGAAUUACUGGAACACUCACAUAAGAAGGAAGCUUUUGAGCAGAGGAAUUGACCCUGCAACUCACAGGCCUCUCAACGACUCUCCUCGUCACAAUCAAGUCCAAGAAUCAGCCGGCGCAGCCACCAUAACUUUUGCUCCUAAACAAGAGGAAAACGACAACAACGUGUUGCUGGAGGUUAAGGAUUCCAAAAGUCCCACAUCGGAACGCUGCCCUGACUUGAACCUCGAGCUAAGCAUCAGUCCUCCACAUCACGAGCGGGAGGAGGGUGGCGAUGAAGAGGAAUCCAAGAGUAUUGGGAGAAGUCUUUGCUUUGCCUGCAGUUUGGGUUUGCAAAACAGCAAAGACUGUAGCUGUGCCCUCAAUGCCAUCACUGCUAAUGCCAACGCUUCUACUGCCACUGGCUACGAUUUCUUGGGCUUGAAAACCAACCCUUUGGAUUACAGAACCUUGCAAAUGAAAUGAAAUUACAUUCAGAUUGCAACCUACAACAGAAAAAUUCAUUUCCGAAUCUCUCGCUCUUUCUCUCUUCUCUUCUCUAAUUAAUUAAUUAGUUUUGGGUUCAUAGAUGCAAAUGAUACAGUUCCACCCAGUACAGUUCAACACCAUGCUCUGUUCCUA
Molecule: messenger RNA, 1099 nt
Organism: Vigna radiata var. radiata (mung bean)
Lineage: Eukaryota; Viridiplantae; Streptophyta; Magnoliopsida; Fabales; Fabaceae
Product: myb-related protein 308
Exons: 2
Coding region: 167-943 (258 amino acids)
Source: RefSeq, a predicted model, not a curated record